AUGAGUAUUUUCAGCGACGUCGAGGAAGCACAGCCCAUCGAAGUGUUCCAUCUAGUGAAAGUCUUUAAUGAAGACGACGAUCCAUCGAAAGUAAAUUUGACCAUUGGGGCGUAUAGGACAGAUGAAGGCAAACCAUAUUAUAUUCCUGUUGUGAAAAAAGCUGAGGGUGUGGUACUUGAUAGUACAUUGAAUCACGAGUAUUUACCCAUUUUGGGCUUGGAAUCUUUUACUAAAGCUGCAUCACAACUACUAUUGGGCGAUAUCACUCAACGCCAAGAAGAAGGAACCAUAUUUGGUGUUCAAUCAAUCAGUGGUUCUGGAGCACUUAGAGUGGGAGCAGAAUUUUUAGUCAAACAUUUGAAUUGUACCACAUUCUAUUAUUCAAUACCAACUUGGGAAAAUCAUCAUUUGAUUUUCAAGACUAGUGGAUUUCAAGAUGCCAAAACUUAUCGCUAUUGGAAUGAAGAAACACGAUCUCUCGAUUUUGAUGGAUUUUGUGAAGAUUUAUCAAAUGCGCCGGAAAAUGCGGUUAUUAUAUUACAUGGAUGUGCUCAUAAUCCAACUGGCUUAGAUCCAACUGAAGAUCAAUGGAAAAAAAUUGCAGAAAUUAUAAAAGAACAUAAAUUAAUACCAUUCUUUGAUAAUGCCUACCAAGGAUUUGCAUCUGGAGAUUUAGAGAAAGAUGCGUGGUCUGUGCGGUACUUCCUUAGUCAAGGGUUUGAGUUCUUAUGUUCGCAAUCAUUUGCUAAAAACUAUGGACUUUAUAAUGAACGAGCAGGAAACCUAACUUUUGUACUGAAUUCUGUGGAAAAUGUCAAGGCUGUAAAAUCUCAGGUGACAAUGAUUGUUAGAGGGAUGUAUUCAAAUCCACCAAACCAUGGCGCACGUACUGUCAGUACAAUAUUAAAUAAUGAUGUAUUCAAAAAUGAAUGGAUGAAUACCCUGAAGCUUAUGACAGAUAGGAUUAAAGCUAUGAGAAAAUCUUUAAGAGAUAAUUUGGAGAAGCUUGGCACAAUUGGAACAUGGAAUCAUAUAACUGAUCAAACUGGGAUGUUUUCCUAUACAGGAUUAUCAGCAAAUCAUGUAGAAUAUUUACGAAGCAAAUAUCAUAUUUACAUGUUGCGGUCGGGGCGUAUUAACAUUUGUGGACUGAACACCAAUAAUAUAAAUUAUGUAGCUGAAGCAAUUACCGAUACUUUAUUAAAUGUUGCCAAGUAA
Macrosiphum euphorbiae (potato aphid) is the source of this 1218-nucleotide messenger RNA. Lineage: Eukaryota; Metazoa; Arthropoda; Insecta; Hemiptera; Aphididae. The record is from the annotation of a GenBank genome assembly.